Messenger RNA from Parathielavia appendiculata, 1602 nucleotides. RefSeq names its product PLP-dependent transferase. Gene Ontology annotation, molecular function: carboxy-lyase activity; pyridoxal phosphate binding. The transcript has 4 exons. Gene Ontology annotation, cellular component: cytoplasm. Lineage: Eukaryota; Fungi; Ascomycota; Sordariomycetes; Sordariales; Chaetomiaceae. Gene Ontology annotation, biological process: carboxylic acid metabolic process; biosynthetic process. The record is from RefSeq and is a predicted model, not a curated record. Bases 1 to 1602 code for a protein of 533 amino acids.
AUGAACGGCUCACAUGGGGCAAAGCCCCUGAACAGGGCGGACGAGGUCGAACAUCUCAUCGAUGCCGUCAAAGCUCUUCUUAUCCCCUUCAUCCGGGCAGCCGACGAGGCGGUGGAAUCCAGGGCUGCCGGGGAAUUGCUCCCGAACGCCCAGGGACUUGCCCAAAACGCGCUCGUCAACGCCCGAAAACCCGUGGAUCUGGCUCGAGAAUUGGCCCUGUGUCUGCCAGAAGGAGAAGGGCGUGGCGAACAGGGGUUGCUCGCUGCCAUCAAGGAUGUUCUCAAGUAUAGUGUCAACACGUGGGACCAAGGGUUCAUGGACAAGCUGUACGCCAGUACCAACCCAGUUGGCGUGGUUUCUGAGCUCCUACUCGGGGUCCUGAACACGAAUGUGCACGUCUACCAAGUCUCGCCUGCCCUGACAGUGAUCGAAAAACACACAGCCAAAUCGCUGGCCAAGCUCUUCGGCUUCACCGGGCCUCGUGCAGGAGGCAUCACCUGCCAAGGCGGGAGCUCAUCCAACCUGACCUCCAUCGUCAUCGCCCGCAACACACUUUACCCCGAGUCCAAGACCCAAGGCAAUAACUGUGCCUCAGGACCCUUUGUCCUCUUCACCAGCGUCCACGGCCACUACUCGGUCGAAAAAGCCGCCGUCACCUGCGGCCUCGGCUCCUCCUCCGUCUGGACGGUGCCCGUCGACGCCACAGGGCGAAUGGACCCGGCCGCGCUGCGCACCUCCAUCCAGCGCGCCCAAUCCCAAGGCAAGACCCCGCUGUACGUCAACGCGACCGCCGGCACCACGGUGCUUGGCUCGUACGACCCCUUCGAGGAGAUUGCCGCCAUCUGCGCCGAGUUCAACCUCUGGCUGCACAUCGACGCGAGCUGGGGCGGCCCGGCCGUCUUCUCGUCGACUCACCGCCACAAACUCGCCGGCUCGCACCUCGCCCACUCGCUGACGGUCAACCCGCACAAGAUGAUGAACGUGCCUGUCACCUGCUCGUUCCUCCUCGGUCCGGACAUGGCGGUCUUUCAUAGGGCGAAUACCCUCCCCGCCGGGUAUCUCUUCCAUUCCCCCGGCGAGACCUCACCCUCACCACCAGCAACAGCAAACGGAGCUGCCACCAGCCACCCGGACGGUGGAGACGCUACCGAUACCAACGUGCCGGAGGUAUGGGACAUGGCAGACCUCACCCUGCAAUGCGGCCGCCGCGCAGACAGUCUCAAGCUCGCGCUCAGCUGGAUCUACUACGGUGCGGCGGCCUUCGGAAGACAAGUCGAUGGGGCAUUUGCCGUUGCCGCGCACCUGGCCAAUCUAAUAUCCCAGCACGCGGACUUUGUGCUGGUCUCGGAGAACCCGCCGCCGUGUCUGCAGGUGUGCUUUUACUAUGCCCCUGGAGGGAAGGUGGCGGAGGAGAAGGAGGAGAAUACGCGGAGGACGAGGGCCAUGGUGGAGAGAUUGGUGGGGAGGGGGUAUAUGGUUGAUUACGCGCCGGGGGAGAGGGGGAGCUUUUUCAGGGUGGUUGUGAAUGCACUGACGUUGAGGGGGACGGUGGAGGGGUUGGUGAAGGCGCUGGAGAAGGUGGGGAGGGAGAUUGUUGGGUAG